Messenger RNA from Perkinsus marinus ATCC 50983, 390 nucleotides. RefSeq names its product DNA-directed RNA polymerase 2 subunit, putative. The record is from RefSeq and is a predicted model, not a curated record. Gene Ontology annotation, cellular component: RNA polymerase II, core complex. Gene Ontology annotation, molecular function: nucleic acid binding; DNA-directed RNA polymerase activity; zinc ion binding. The coding region runs from base 1 to 390 and encodes 129 amino acids. The transcript has 4 exons. Gene Ontology annotation, biological process: transcription-coupled nucleotide-excision repair; maintenance of transcriptional fidelity during transcription elongation by RNA polymerase II; transcription initiation at RNA polymerase II promoter. Lineage: Eukaryota; Perkinsozoa; Perkinsida; Perkinsidae.
AUGUCGGCACAAUUAAAGUUCUGUCCAGAGUGCAACAACCUUCUCUACCCACGAGAAAACAAGGGGGAAGUGGCAUUGGAGUAUGCCUGCAGGACCUGUCCCUACGUUCAGCGAGUUGUUUCCAAGGACGAUGAGCUCGAGAACAUCAACGCCGACGACUUGGUCGUCUUCAGAAAUGACGUGUCCUAUCACCACAAGGAAGCCUUGAUGAUACGAAGCGAUGUCAUUCACGACCCCACUUUAUCCCGGACUACCGAGUACACCUGCAAUAACUGUCCCAAUCACGAGGCGGUAUUCUGGCAGCUUCCCGAGAGUCAACAGACCAACGCCAUGGCUCUCAUCUUCGUUUGCACAGCAUGCACAGCUUGGCGGAUCGAAGGCAAGGAGUGA